AAAUCGCUGGAUAACAUUUGCUUUUUGGGGGGCUUUCUUCACCUAUGGCAUCAUGCCUUCAUCGGACCUAAUUGAGCGCAGUGACUGGGAAUGAUGUGAUUUACGGCUGACAGAUUUCUCGCAGUAGCCUAGUCAAAUCCCCCCCUUAUUCCACGCCCUUUCAUUAAAGCUUUGAUUUGGACCAUGUCCCCUCCAGCAUCAGCAGCGACGACUACCGAAAACAGCACCACCACCGUGUUUGAGGACGACACCAGGGAAGAGCAAAAGCCACUCAAACAGUCGUUGAGCAAAUCCUUGUGCAGAGAGAGUUUUUGGAAAUGCCUGAUCCUGUCCAUCCUCAUGUAUGGUUGCAUGGGAGCCAUGGUGUGGUGUCAUGUGACCAAGGUGACCCGGCUCACCUUUGACAGUGCGUUCAAGGGAAAAUCUAUGAUGUACCAUGACAGUCCUUGCUCCGAUGGUUACAUUUAUAUCCCUCUGGCUCUACUGGGCAUGCUCUACCUGGUGUACCUGGUGGAGUGCUGGCACUGCCAUGUGAAAAACGAACUACAGCACAAAGUGGAUGUGGAGGGCAUCUAUGAACGCAUCCAGAGAAUGCAGCAGGCCAAACCAUGUAUUUGGUGGAAGGCCAUAAGCUAUCACUAUGUCCGACGGACUCGUCAAGUCACACGCUAUCGCAACGGAGAUGCAUACACCAGCACUCAGGUGUACCAUGAACGUGUGAACACACACGUAGCAGAGGCUGAGUUUGACUACAGUCACUGCGGUGUUAAAGAUGUUUCAAAACAGCUGGUGGGCCUAGAGAAGUCUGCUCUGACGAAGAUGCGUUUUACGAAGUGUUUUAGCUUUGCUAAUGUAGAAUCAGAGAAUUCAUACCUUACACAAAGAGCAAGGUUUUUCACAGACAAUGAAGGGCUGGAUGACUACAUGGAGGCACGGGAGGGCAUGCACCUCAAGAACAUUGACCUGAAGGAAUAUGUGCUAGUGCUGUCAGACCCAGAGCACCACCCCUGGUAUCUAUCACAGUAUGUCUUCUGGUUUGCUUCAUUUCUCACAUUCUCCUGGCCCCUCAGAGUCUUCACUGAAUACCGCACUGCCUAUGUGCACUAUCGAGUGGAGAAGCUCUUCGGUCAUGACUAUGUUCCUGUGACCCCCUGUGAUGAGCGACCAUACUGGCGCCGCAUCCCUCGAGUUAAUACCAUAGAUAGCACUGAGCUGGAGUGGCACAUUCGGUCCAACCAGCAGCUGGUGCCCAGUUACUCUGAGGCCGGCCUCAUGGACCUGGCCACUUGCCCCUCCAGCUUCAGUGGAAUUCGUCAGAACUGUGAGCGCUGCCACAGAGCCAUCAGCUGCUCCUCAGUGUUCUCCAGGAGCGCCCUCAGUAUCUGCACCGGGGCCAGCUCCAGGAUCCCCUUCAGUGGCAGCCGCUUCUCUCUGGCCCGUCGCUAUGGCUCCCAGCGCAGCUGCUUGUGGAGGAGCGGCAGUCUGGACGACCCGGAGAGCCCUAGUGAGAACACGCGCUGCCUGUCUGAGCGCCACGCCACAGAUGAUGAAGAACCGCCAGAAUAUGAGGAUGCACUGUGUUAUCCUGUUCUCAUUGUACACUGCAGUGAGAACUGCCACAGCCACAGGUCCUUCCAUAGAAACGGCUCCUGUGUAGAGACCUCUCUAUGAUUAUGCACUAAACAUGUAGGCACAUACAAAUACAAAGUGUGUAAAUCCAAAAGUGAUUAUUGCAAUCUGAAUGUUUCAAUUACCAAAGCAAUAAAGACCUGUGCAGAGUGUCUCCAUGGCUUCCACUGAAAAAACAUCAGACAAAGUGACUGUUAGUGAACUGCCACUGCAAUUACCUCAUAGUUCUAUUGGGGCCACAGACAUAUAAAGUGAAUUUGCAGUAAAGUGAUUAUUUGAAAUCAAUUAAGGUAGCUAGAAUCAAGACUGUUAAGGCUGGCAAUAGCAAUAGCAUCAAACAAUCUGAUCUGAUUUCCAGGCCACUUGUGAUAAAAUGUAAUUUUCUAUUUUACACGUUCAUUUUCAGAGACUGUUUGAUUCAGGUGUUAUCAAGCCUUCUUUUGGUACACAUUGACAUUUUUUUUUAACUAGGCUAUUUACAAAGAAUACCUCUUUCUGUUAAAACUUCUUCUUCAUAAGGUUGUGUUGCAAAUAGGAUAUAGUAUGCUAACACCAAUGUUUACAGUUUUAUUAAAAUAUGGCCUGACUAUGUGCCAUUAUAUAAAAAACCCUUUCAUGUUAAUGUUUGACUAUAACUUUUUUUUUUUUUACUCUGAUUUUACUUUUUGAUCAGAAAUUAUGCUUACAUUAAAUAUCCAAUAUUUGGAUGUUAUUGUUGAAAUUAUUACUACGUGCAUACCCAAGGUUAUACGUGUUUAGCAGCAGAAAUAUGAUGAAUCUUCGCAUGUGGUAUAAUCUGAAACAAUUCUGCAAUCAUAUCAUAAUGUAAAGUUAUGUCUGUUGGUAAAAAACUGAAACGUUGGUUUUGGGGUAAUCCAUUCUCUGUGUGCUCAGACCAUAGGACACAUGAAAUUAGCACUGGCUGUUUAGAUACACAGGUUGAUUACAGAAAUGUAUGGAUACACAGUAUAUGCAAGGAUGUUUAUGCACUUAUGUUUACAUGUUGCCAUGAUAUUGUUUUGUUUUGUUUUUCUACAAAAAAACACAAUAAUCAAGUUAGCUUGUUGUUAUCAUUGUGUUCAUGAGUGCCACCUAUUAUACACUUGAAAGUUAAUAGACAUUAUAAAUUGUAGAAAAAUGUGAAUGUUAAUGUAGCUUAUAUUAGUUAUGUAAAGGAAUGCAUAUGCAGUGAUAUGUAUUUCUACUUACAAAUGCUC
Molecule: messenger RNA, 2846 nt
Organism: Periophthalmus magnuspinnatus
Lineage: Eukaryota; Metazoa; Chordata; Actinopteri; Gobiiformes; Gobiidae
Product: transmembrane protein 151B-like
Exons: 2
Coding region: 184-1671 (495 amino acids)
Source: RefSeq, a predicted model, not a curated record